Molecule: messenger RNA, 1831 nt
Organism: Colossoma macropomum (tambaqui)
Lineage: Eukaryota; Metazoa; Chordata; Actinopteri; Characiformes; Serrasalmidae
Product: zinc finger protein 658B-like
Exons: 2
Coding region: 230-1768 (512 amino acids)
Biological process (GO): regulation of transcription by RNA polymerase II; central nervous system development
Cellular component (GO): nucleus
Molecular function (GO): DNA-binding transcription factor activity, RNA polymerase II-specific; RNA polymerase II cis-regulatory region sequence-specific DNA binding
Source: RefSeq, a predicted model, not a curated record
GUUGUGGUCGGACUCCGCUCGCUACUGUUGUUGUCUCCACACAGCGUUGUGUUUGGGGGAGACUCUGAAACGGAGACUCAGUCUGAGAUUAAAGAGCUAAAUGAAUGAUGUCCUGUUUCAAGUUUUCUCCUGCACUUUCCUACUCAGCUUAAGUGUGCUUCUUUAGACACCACAGGACAUUCCACCAAGCGGAAAGUUAAGCUGCUGAAACAGGUGAUUAUAUAAGAAUAUGGCAUCCAGAAGACGUUCUGGUACUUUGCAAAUGUCAUUUGGUACCCCUCACAUGAACAUAUCUCACACACAAACACAGGAACACAGCAACGAGAGAAAUCAAUACUGCUUGGAGUGUGGGAAGAGUUUUACUAAACAGAGUCAUCUCAGAACACACCAGCGCAUUCACACGGGAGAGAAGCCGUAUGACUGCUCAGAGUGUGGGAAGAGUUUUACUGAACGGAGCACUCUCCGACAGCACCAGCGCAUUCACACGGGAGAGAAGCCGUAUCACUGCUCAGAGUGUGGGAAGAGUUUUACUAGACAGAGUAAACUCAAAAUACACCAGCGCAUCCACACAGGAGAGAAGCCAUAUCACUGCUCAGAGUGUGGGAAGAGUUUUAGUCAAAAGAGUAAUCUUGAACAGCACCAGCACAUUCACACAGGAGUGAAGCCAUAUCACUGCUCAGCAUGUUGGAAGAGUUUUACUACACAGAGUACCCUCAAAAUACACCAGCGCGUCCACACAGGAGAGAAACCGUAUCACUGCUCAGAGUGUGGGAAGAGUUUUAUUAAACAGAGUCAUCUCCAAACACAUCAGCGCAUUCACACAGGAGAGAAGCCGUAUGACUGCUCAGAGUGUGGGAAGUGUUUUACUGAACGGAGCACUCUCCGACAGCACCAGCGCAUUCACACGGGAGAAAAGCCCCAUCAGUGCUCAGACUGUGGGAAGAGUUUUGCUAGACAGAGUAAACUCAAAAUACACCAGCGCAUUCACACAGGAGAGAAGCCGUAUCACUGCUCAGAGUGUGGGAAGAGUUUUAUUAAACAGAGUAAUCUCCAAACACACCAGCGCAUUCACACAGGAGAGAAGCCGUAUCACUGCUCAGAGUGUGGACAGAGUUUUAGUCAAAAGAGUAAUCUUGAACAGCACCAGCACAUUCACACAGGAGAGAAACCGUAUCACUGCUCAGCAUGUUGGAAGAGUUUUGCUACACAGAGUAGUCUCAAAAUACACCAGCGCGUCCACACAGGAGAGAAACCGUAUCACUGCUCAGAGUGUGGGAAGAGUUUUAGUCAAAAGAGUAAUCUUGAACAGCACCAGCAUAUUCACACAGGAGUGAAGCCAUAUGACUGCUCAGCAUGUUGGAAGAGUUUUACUACACAGAGUAGUCUCAAAAUACACCAGCGCGUCCACACAGGAGAGAAACCGUAUCACUGCUCAGAGUGUGGACAGAGUUUUACUACACAGAGUAAUCUCCAAACACACCAGCGCAUUCACACAGGAGAGAAACCAUAUCACUGCUCAGAGUGUGGGAAGAGUUUUAAUCAACAGGGUCAUCUCAAAACACACCAGUGCAUUCACACGGGAGAGAAGCCGUAUGACUGCUCAGAGUGUGGGAAGAGUUUUACUGAACAGAGCACUCUCCGACAGCACCAGCGCGUCCACACAGGAGAGAAACCGUAUCACUGCUCAGAGUGUGGACAGAGUUUCAGGUUUUCAAAGACUGUAAAGACACACAAGUGCGCUAAGAGCUGUGGUGAAAACCAGGAGUAAUAAGUGUAACCUUAACACAUUCUGGGAGUAAACGUUUGGAGGAAACGGUAAUUGUAGGUCAGA